AUGGUUGUUUGGUGCUCUGAUGUAACCAAAAACAUCUGGCAUGCCGCCCUGGACAGCUGCCCCCACAGAAUGGCUCCGCUGUCUGCUGGCGUUCUGGAGACAGGCCAGCUACGUUGCCGAUAUCAUGGCUGGUGUUUCAAUGGCGCUGGAAGCUGUGUGUCCGUUCCCAUGGCCCGAAACGAUGCCGAGGAGGCGCGAAUGUGCGGGCUGGCGCGCUCCUGUCUGACGACAUUCCCAGUGCAAGUGAAGCAGGGGCUGGUGUGGAUCUUCCCUUCAGCGGGCCAAGACGCUGCGAUUCAGGCCAAGAAGUCUGCACCCUGCGUCACCCCUGAGAUGGAUGGAGCAGAAUGGAUCAUGACGGUCGCUCCUGUCGGCUACCAGGUGUCCAUGGAGAAUACGUUCGACCCAUCCCAUGCGCCGUUCCUGCACAACGGCAUUGUGAAGUACUCCGCCGAGCGGGCACAAGCCAUCACCAAGUUCGUCUUGCGAGAUGAUGUCAUUUCCGGCAAGCGGGGCUUCGUGCUACAGCACAACGGCUACGAUGAAUCAACGGAAGGCAUCUUCGCCACCCGACAGUUCGUGCCGCCAUGUUCCAACACAACCGUCUACAAAUACGCAGAUGGUCGAGUGGAGACCAACCAGGCUUACUUUGUACCCUGCAGUUCUCACGAAACUCGCUACAUUGUGAACCUCGGCUCGGGCCCGUCGCGCAG
Messenger RNA from Symbiodinium pilosum, 713 nucleotides. NCBI's taxonomy places the organism in Eukaryota, Dinophyceae, Suessiales, Symbiodiniaceae. The record is from the annotation of a GenBank genome assembly.